ACGGACUGCGCGCCGCGAGUAGCCGGGAAGCGGCUCCGAGUCCGGACCUGGGAGCAGAGGCUCGGCUCGGUGCUGCGACAGACGCGGAGCGCGGGGGCCGCGAGCCGGCCGAGCGCGGUUUUGGUGGGACCGGUGUUCCCAUCCUGGGACUCUCUCGUGGAGCCGAGCCCGGCCAAUAGGCGCAUGAGGAAGAAGAGCAGGGAAAUGGACUGCUAUUUGCGCCGCCUCAAACAGGAGCUGAUGUCCAUGAAGGAAGUGGGCGAUGGCUUGCAGGAUCAGAUGAACUGCAUGAUGGGGGCGCUGCAAGAACUGAAGCUCCUGCAGGUGCAGACAGCACUGGAGCAGCUGGAGAUCUCUGGAGGGGGUCCUGCCCCAGGCUGCCCUGAAAGCCCCCGGAUGCAGCUUGAGCCCCCUCAGUGGGAGGGUGGCAGCGGUCCUGCCAGGCCUGCGGGCUUCCCCCCCUCCAGCCAACCCUCUCUGGGCAGCGGCGCCAAGCUUCCAUCUCCUAGGAGUGUGUGUGGGAGGGAUCUGGCUCCCCCGCCCAGGACACGGCUGCCAGAGCACCAAA
Physeter macrocephalus (sperm whale) is the source of this 568-nucleotide messenger RNA. RefSeq names its product inka box actin regulator 2. The record is from RefSeq and is a predicted model, not a curated record. NCBI's taxonomy places the organism in Eukaryota, Metazoa, Chordata, Mammalia, Artiodactyla, Physeteridae. Gene Ontology annotation, molecular function: protein serine/threonine kinase inhibitor activity; protein kinase binding. The transcript has 2 exons. The annotation marks the transcript as partial. Gene Ontology annotation, cellular component: nucleus.